AUGGAGAAGCAGUCUUUGUGCGGUGCCUCCGAGAAGGCCAGCUGUGGUCGAAAGAGCAGUUCAGAAAUUCUAAGAAUAGGCGAAAAAGUGGGGCCAGAAGUCCACGACACAAGGCGUGAUGGUGUGAUCAUGCUAGAAGUAGGCGAAAACGUGGCGCCUAAAGACCAUGACACAAGGCACACAGAUGUGGUCGUGCCAGAAGAGCCAGAUGUACUGCGAGUUACAUUCAUACCAGUGGUGGUUCCAACACACGUCGCAGGGGGAGGCGGCGGUGCUUCCUUGCCUCGUCUGUUCCCCCACCCCCCUCCCGCAUCUCCUCUGCCAUUGGUGCGGAGGCGAGCUUCCCGGCGAUGGCGGCGGCGCUGGAUUCAAUCUGCAGGAGAGAGAGGGAGGUGCGUCUUCGAAUGGGAGAGGGUCUCCGCCGGCGUCGGCCUGCACCGGCGACCUCGCCUUCCAGGGCGGCUUGACUACAGUCUACAGAUAGGAGAACAAAUAAAUAGGACCAAGAAAAUUAGUUGCUCGUAUAUUCAUGUAUCGCGGAGAGAAGUACCCGAUUGGAGAAAUUUGGUAUGCCGAGUAAUCUGCAGACCGUAUGCGGAGGCUGACGAAUGGGGAAGGUGGAGAGCAGUGGCGGAUCCGCCUCCUCGGCAUGGCUCUCGUUCCUUCGGCUGUUGCUUACGGUUGAGAUCGUCCAGUACGUUGUUCAUCCUUCGGCUCGCUGCUCGGGCUGAUGGUUCGUGCGACAUCCAUGCUGUUAACCAACAAGAAACCUUACUUGAGAGCAGGCAGAGGCGUGGAGCCAAUGGUGAUGUUGUUGCCUGCUCUUCUAAACUGCCGCUUGUUCAUCGUUUGCUGUUUUGCCUAUCAAGGAAGGUAACUACUCGAAGCAAUUGGCGAGACAAGCAUUCGAUGGAGCUCAAAGCGUUGAUCUUGAAGGAAGGUAACUACUCAAAGGUACAUACUGAAGGAUGUUUUGAGGCUAGCACCUGCUUUAGAAGUUUUGCAAUUCACAACAAUACCUCAUAAUUUUGAUUUGAUGUCCAGAAUGUCAAUUGAAGAAUGAGCCUAUGAACUGCAUUAUAGUUUGUAAUAUAUCCUUAUAUAUGGUGCUUGUGGCGUUUUUUUUUCAAUUAUAAGUUUACAUUUAUGGGUAUUACAAAGUCCCCCUUUCUUUUUCCACAAGGGGCAGUAGCUGUGCCAUUCGAUUCGAAGGACAAAGAAUUGAUCACAAUGGGGUAGCAUUCAGGAUAUAUACACAAGAGUAUAGAACCAAAUUAUAUGAUGUAAUUGACCACUAUUUCUAUUAACUUCUCUUGUGCACAA
Messenger RNA from Triticum urartu, 1323 nucleotides. Lineage: Eukaryota; Viridiplantae; Streptophyta; Magnoliopsida; Poales; Poaceae. The record is from RefSeq and is a predicted model, not a curated record.